This is a messenger RNA of Racocetra fulgida, 363 nucleotides long. The record is from the annotation of a GenBank genome assembly. NCBI's taxonomy places the organism in Eukaryota, Fungi, Glomeromycota, Glomeromycetes, Diversisporales, Gigasporaceae.
AUGCUGAAAGAAAUCACAUCACUACAAAAAAAGUCUGUUACAAGUCAGUUUGAAAAAUAUCGCAAAGAUACUAACCUUCAUGGUGAACUAUCUGAUAUUUCAAAUCCAAAGCAGCUUGAAGAAGAGCUCUGUAAAUACUUUACUGUAUGUCGUAAAGCUAAUAGUGAUGAAUAUUCUGUCGCAUCUCUCCAAUCUGCAAUUAAUGCAUUUAAUCAAUACUUUAAUGGUGAAAUAAAACUGAUUGAUUUGAAUAAUAAAAAAGCACACCCUGAUCUUUGGUGUAUAUUGAAUAGAAAAAUUAAAACAUUGUCUGCAAGUGGAUAUGGGGAAGCAAAUGGAUCUGAUGCUUUAACGAUCGAUGAA